AUGUCACGCCUAAACAAACACCAUCAGUCAUGCCGUGAGCUUCACGUUGUCGUGCUUGGCGCUGGAGGUGUUGGGAAGAGCUGUUUAACAGCUCAAUUCGUUCACAAUGAGUGGAUCGAGAGCUACGAUCCUACUAUCGAAGAUACCUACCGGACACAACUCCAGGUUGAUGGACGCCAAGUUGUCUUGGAAAUCCUUGACACUGCAGGCACAGAGCAAUUUGUUGCCAUGCGUGACCUAUACAUGAAGUCCGGUCAGGGCUUUAUUUUGGUGUUUAGCAUCACCUCAUCUUCGUCAAUGAAUGAGAUUGAGAUGCUGCGUGAGGAAAUAACUCGCAUCAAGGAUGAUGACAAUGUUCCCAUCGUCAUCGUUGGCAACAAGGCCGACUUGGAAGAGCAGCGGUCUGUGCCCAGACAAAGGGCCUUUGCCUGUUCCCAAAUGUGGGAUGCGCCCUACUAUGAGACAAGUGCCAGGACCCGGACCAACGUCGAUGCCGUGUUCAUAGAUAUCUGCCGCCAACUGCUCAUGAAGGAUGAGAAGUUUCAAAGCCAGGUCGCUCAAGACGACGACGAGCACGAGUACGAGAAAACCCCUGGUCUCAUGGGAUUCGCCAAGCGGAAAAAUCGAAGACGGAGACGGCCCGACGGUCACCGAUGCGUAAUCUUGUGA
This is a messenger RNA of Colletotrichum higginsianum IMI 349063, 669 nucleotides long. RefSeq names its product Ras family protein. NCBI's taxonomy places the organism in Eukaryota, Fungi, Ascomycota, Sordariomycetes, Glomerellales, Glomerellaceae. The record is from RefSeq and is a predicted model, not a curated record. Bases 1 to 669 code for a protein of 222 amino acids. Gene Ontology annotation, cellular component: plasma membrane. Gene Ontology annotation, molecular function: GDP binding; GTP binding; GTPase activity. Gene Ontology annotation, biological process: signal transduction. The transcript is spliced from 8 exons.